Xenopus tropicalis (tropical clawed frog) is the source of this 2514-nucleotide messenger RNA. RefSeq names its product extended synaptotagmin-1. The transcript has 17 exons. Gene Ontology annotation, cellular component: membrane. Gene Ontology annotation, molecular function: lipid binding. The record is from RefSeq and is a predicted model, not a curated record. Lineage: Eukaryota; Metazoa; Chordata; Amphibia; Anura; Pipidae. Bases 639 to 2339 code for a protein of 566 amino acids.
UAAAUAGUCUAUUUCACUGAAAUACUUUGUUACUUGAUUAUAUAUAGAUAGAUAUAUAUAUGUAAAUAAAAGGCUAUUCUGAGACACAGCAGAGCCAGUAGAUGCAGCUUUAAUAGUUAGAAUGCCAGCGCUAUGGGAGGUGCUAAUAUAUAUCAAGCCCCUGCCCGGCACCCAGGUAUGUGGGCAGAUACAGGCACCAUGCACAGAGCACACUAAGGGUUAAGGGAUGGAUGGAAGAGAGGGGCCUAAGUGUGGGAAAGUUGCAGUCGGAGAGCUUUAUUUAUUAAAUUAAAUUUAUAGGGGAUGCCAUACUGUAUCAUCCACAGACCCCCCCAAAUCCUUUUCCUAUUUCCUUACUGAUAAACAGAGGAAGAGAAAUGAACAAGUUUAAUAUAACUGUCAGUGAUCUGCCAAUCUGUUUGUAACUGUAACUGCUCAGCCCCCCCCCCACCAUCUCCUCAGCCAUUGUGAUGUCAUCGCUUGUACUUGCUUAUCUUAACUACAAUCUCCAGAUCCAUUGUAACCACGGCAACUGCAUUGUGAUGUCACAGAACACAGUUUGAGCAGCUGUCAGUUGGCCUGUGGUCAUUUUGAGUGAAGCAGUCAAGGUAGAAGGAGCUUGCUCCCGAAGCCCUGAAAUGCUCUACUUAAUUCCUAUUAUUUUUUCAAUUUUUCUAUUUUCAAUUGUAUUUUCCACUAUGUCUGAUCAAACCCGAUCGACUAGUUUUUCUUUUUCCAAAUGUAUCCUGUUCCUAUUAUGGGGAUAUUUUGGAGGAUACUCAGGCCUGAGGUUUUUUUACGUAGCUGUCGGUUUAGGUGUGUGGUACUGGUACAAGUACAAAUACAGAAAGCCGACAGCCCAGGUCCCAGUAAUGAAGACUGAGGAGAAAGCCAAGCAACAGGCAAAGGCCCCACCAAAGGUUCAGGACGACCAAUUUGAAAAUGUCAGGUGCCUGACAGUGAUGAUGGAGAAUAUGUGGCCUUACCUCAGGAAGUACGUGGCGAAGUUCCUUAAGGAGAAGAUUCAGCCCAAAUUGCGUUCCCGCAAUAAAUAUUUGAAACAUUGUUCGUUCAUGGAAAUUGAUUUGGGCACAAAACCUCCAGAAGUGAAUCGCAUGAGAGUCGAAUCAGAUGUCGAGAAAAAGCAGAUUAUCAUGGAUCUCCAAAUCAGUUAUAAUGCUCCAGUGAAGGUGAUUAUUGGAUUAUACGAACAUGCUAUAGCCAGAGUGAAUACUAUAAAGCUGGAAGGAACGUUCCGGAUAGUCCUUGCCCCGCUGAUGGGAAACGUACCCAUAGUUGGAGCAAUGACAUUUUAUUUCCCUCAACGACCGGAUUUGCACCUAGAAUGGACGGGACUCACCAGUCUACUUAAUAUUUCUGGUGUUCAGUCUCUGACCCAAAAAAAGGUUGUGGAUAAAAUUGCAAAUUUCUUGGUUUCGCCAAAACAUAUAACCAAGCGUAUAACAUCUAAAUUUGAUAUAAUGGAGCUACGCUUUAAAGAGCGCAAGAACGCACUUCGAAUCAAUGUGUUAGAAGCGAGGAAUCUUGUCGCUAAAGACUUUAUUACAAAGAAAUCGGACCCGUUUGUUGUUGUACACGGAGGAGGCAAGACUUUCAAAACAAGGGUGAUUUCUAAGAACUUGAACCCACAAUGGAACCAGACUUUUGAGAUAUUAUUCUCAGAACUGCCAGGGCAGGAGAUUACAUUUGAAGUUUUCGACAGAGAUGAGGCAAGAGAUGACCCAAUGGGAAGCUGUAAGAUUGCGGUUUCCCAGGUCCUGGAAAGGAAAUCGAUUAAUAAGUGGUUCCGACUGGAGAAUGUACAGUCUGGGGAUCUCCAUAUUAAGGUGGAGACUCUCCAACUUCUAUCAGACCCUGCACAGCUGAAUAAGGUGUUGAAGCUGAACAAAGAAAUUCAGCCACCCAAGAGUGAGGAGCUCUCAUCAGCAGUGCUCUAUGCAGUUAUCCAGAAAGCCAGAAGUCUGCCGGUGAUACGGCCGAAGAAAAGCCUAUUGAAUCCGCUGGCCAAACUGCAGGUUACUGUCGGAGAGACAGUGAAGAAGAGCGGGGGUAAAAAGAAUAACGGAGAGCCAGAGUGGAAGAAGAGGAUGCAGAUCCUAAUAAAGAAUCCACUUGGUGAGAAAAUGAAGCUAAAGGUACGGAAUGAGAACAAUAAAGUUCUAGGAAGUCUCUCUGUUCCCCUGUCUAACAUCAUGGCUGCCAAGGACAUGACUAUUGAGGACUGGUUCCCCCUGAAGUCCAAAUCGAAGAACAGUGAGGUUCUGAUGAAGCUGCAGCUGAGGAUUUUGGCCCCUCGCACUUUUCAUGUGACGCCAUAGAACCAUAAAGAGCUUGGAACCCAUAUUCCAACGAAAGUCCUUGACCAAAACCGUUAAGCUUUGAUUGUUCUGUGCCACUAGACCUGGCACAAACACAGGGCACUGAGGAGGAUGAAGGAGGAGGAAGAGGAGGAUUAGGGCACUGAGGAGGAUGAAGGAGGAGGAAGAGGAGGAU